This is a messenger RNA of Salmo salar (Atlantic salmon), 5076 nucleotides long. RefSeq names its product LAG1 homolog, ceramide synthase 2 (S. cerevisiae) (gene lass2). Gene Ontology annotation, cellular component: membrane. The record is from RefSeq and is a predicted model, not a curated record. Gene Ontology annotation, molecular function: sphingosine N-acyltransferase activity; DNA binding. Gene Ontology annotation, biological process: ceramide biosynthetic process. Lineage: Eukaryota; Metazoa; Chordata; Actinopteri; Salmoniformes; Salmonidae.
UCCCAGUUAUUUUCUAUUUCACUCCUAUUCUCACCCCUCUCGCGGCCCGUUCUCCAGACGCAGCAGCUCGGCUGGUCUACGCCUAUUCCCGGCCAACCACCCUAUCCCCCAGAGAGAAGAGAAAUAAUACGUGGGACACAACGAAAGAUAAAGUAUCCUAGCUUGUAGUUUAGAUUUAUCCAGGACAAUCAGAGCGGAUAUCCAUCGACACAGAAAGAAACCCCGCCUUUACUCGUCUCGUGGUCUCUCAACUUCUCCCACCUACUCUUUCUUUUUAUCUCAAUCCUUCUUUCUAUUAAAAUAGUUUUUGACUGGAUGGAAAGAUGUGGAUAAACGGCGGAAGUGGUCAGGUCGGACCCUAAUCUAAAACAACGACACACCCGGGCCGUCACGAGCGCAGCAGGCAGAUUAUAUUCAACAGGACGGAGCUAUACUUUCUCCGGUUGGACUGAUUUUCUGCUCACCCGUCGAACUUUCUGAAAAUUGCAUAUAGGCUACCGCUGUCUGUUCUGUGUGCUCUAACCCAAAGUCUCAUAUAUCGCCUUGGACCUCAGUGAGAGGGGAUUGGGACCAAAUAUGGUGUCCAGUCUGAGCGAGUGGUUCUGGAAUGAGCGGCUGUGGUUCCCUGAGGGGCUGGGUUGGGCUGACCUGGAGGACAAAGAUGGCCGUGUCUACGCCAAGGCCAGCGACCUCUGGGUGGUGCUACCCAUCGCCCUAGCCUUCCUCGUAAUACGACAGAUCUUCGAGAGGUUAGUGGCCACCCCACUGGCUGCUGUCAUGGGGGUGAAGGAGAAAGUUCGGCUCACAGUGUCACACAACCCCACACUGGAGUCAUUCUACUGUACCACAACCAAGAACCCCUCACAGAGUUCUAUAGACAGUCUGUGUAAGCAGACAGGUUGUUCAGAGAGACAGGUGCAGAGAUGGUUCAGGAGACGCAGGAACCAGGACCGACCCAGUCUACUGAAGAAGUUCAAAGAGGCCAGUUGGAGAUUCACCUUUUACCUUCUUGCUUUCAUUGCUGGCCUGGCUGCCCUCAUUGACAAACCCUGGCUGUAUGACUUUAAGGAGAUGUGGCAGGGCUUCCCUAUUCUGACUCUCCUGCCGUCUCAGUAUUGGUACUAUAUGAUAGAGCUGGGUUUCUACGUCUCUCUAGUCUUCAGUGUGGCGUCAGACGUCAAACGGAAAGACUUUAAGGAGCAGAUGGUUCACCAUAUGGCCACCAUCUUCCUCAUCAGUUUCUCCUGGUGUGUCAACUACAUCAGAGCGGGCACGCUCAUCAUGCUGCUGCACGACUCCUCCGACUAUUUACUGGAGUCCGCUAAGAUUUUCAUCUAUGCUGGAUGGAGAAACACCAGUAACUACGUCUUCUUCCUCUUCGCUGCCGUCUUCAUCUUCACUAGACUCUAUAUCUUCCCCUUCUACAUCAUUUAUUCUACGUACAUUUAUCCAAUGACUAUGUACUCUCCGUUCUUUGGAUACUACUUCCUGAAUUUCCUUAUGAUGGUGCUGCAGUGUCUCCAUAUCUUCUGGGCCAUCCUCAUUCUGCGUAUGGCCGUCCGCUUCCUGAGCAGCGAUGAAAAGGUGGAGGACGAGAGGAGCGAUAAAGAAGAGACAGACGAGUCAGGGGAGGAAGAGGAAGGGGUGGAGAAGAAAGGCGCGGUGCAGAAUGGUCACGCCGCUCACCACAACCACCGCAAGACGGAGUAAUGAAAACGUGUGCCAGGAAGUAAGAGUGUGAAGAAUUCACAUCCCUCACUCAGCAGAGUGGGAGAGAUGGAGGGAAGAGGAAAGGGAGAGAGUGGUAGGGAAAAUGGAUGAAGGAGAAGGAAAGGCAUUCCUAAAGCCUGAGAACUACAGGUAGACCUGUACCUGUGGUUAGAUACACUGUACUACAGUAUAAACACUCAGUCACACACACAAUUUUGGAUAUACUACAUUAAUUGGCAUGGACCUGUUAUUAUAGUCCAUUAAUAACACACACACACACACACACACGGGUAAAUCUCACGAAACUGUAAAAAAAAAAAAAAAAAAAACAUUUUGUCAUUUUUCACGAAAUGUCCUCUUAAAUUACUGAGAUUAGGAUCUAUACGUAUCCAUUUCAUAAUUAUUAUUAGUUUUUUUUAUCAGAUAUUAUGCAUUCUACCAACAUUUUCACCAAAUUCUCAUUUGUUUUCGAAGUCCAAAAAAGUUAUAAAUCAAUAUAUAUAAUAUUUUUUAACAUUGCUCCCCUAAUGAAAAUGCCUGAGUUAAACAUAACACUGAAAAUACAAAUAUUUUUAAAUGACAAUUAUUAUAACAUUAAAAUCAGACUUUUUCCCAAUUUGAGCUCUUUAGCUUUUUUUCUAAGGACUACUCUAGAUGAUGCAUCAUGGGUAAAGAAAUGUUUAUUUAAAAUCUGGAGUUUUAUAGGUACUUGAAAAAAAUGGUAAUGAGACAUAUCCACAGACACUGCUUGUAUGUAAUAAAUAUUAUAGUUUAAUGUAAACUUCAAGUAGUAUACCAUUUUUAUAAUUUAUGGACAAACUACAGCAACGUAUUUUGUUUUAUUUAAAUAAGUUAGGUUUUUCUAAAGAUGUAUUUUUAUAACAUUACCAUGAAUUUAAUCAGGAUGCAUUUCAGUAAUGAAAAUGUUUUUUGUUUUUUUAUAAUUCAAGACACUUUCCCCAAAAACUAGACAUCUUAGUCCUCAGGAUGUCUAAAACUAGACAUCUUAGUCCUCAGAAUGUCUAAAACUAGACAUCUUAGUCCUCAGAAUGAUAGUUGAUUUUUGCAGAUGCAUCAUAGUUUUGUAACUCAAUUUGUUCCAGACAUUUUAAAACUGGUUUCAUGAGAAUACCCCCCCCCACACACACAAGUUAAGGAAUAGCACUGGGAACGUCAGUGUGAUUUCAGUCCCUCUAAAAGAGUGUUCAAAAGGAUGUGAAAGGAAGAGAGGACAGAAUGAUGAGAAUGAAGGGAAGAAGAGAAGGGGAGAAAGUGUGAUGCAGCUUCUACUAUGGCUCUUCUUACUGUACUCAUGUGCCUUACAGCCAGACUAUGGUGCUUUUACCUUAUUCUUUUAUUUUUCACUUACCUUGUUGUUGCUUUAAACAUGUUUUGUCCAUGUGCCUUUAUGUCCAAUACUCCAAUUGCCAUGAAAGACAGACUUUAGAAAAGAGACACAACAAGAUUUAACCUGACACACAAAUACACAAUCAUGUGAAUGUGUCCUUGUGUGAAUGUUGAUUUGGGGCUGACUUACAGAUUCGCCGGCCCUGGUUUUUAUGAUUCUAUGCAAUUAUGUUUUUUUCUGCUCAGCUCCUGUAGUGCAUCUGAAUGGGCGUUGUUUGAUGUUGUUUGGGACACCUCUAAGCUUGUAGAAGCCAUGCAGUAAGAUAGUGAGGGAGUCUGGUUGUCUCCCUCACUGGUAGCAUGGGUUUAAAUACUGCACUGUAUGGACCUUGAUUUGAGGGCCUGUUUAUAAACUGCUUUAUUGAAUGGUUAGUAAACAAUGUAAUAAUGUGAAUAACUGGUUCAUAAACUGUAAUAAUGUUUAACUGGAUAAUAAACGAUGUAAUCAUGUUUAUAAGCAGCUUAUAAGCAGUCCUUCAAACGAAGUGUUAAAUAGUUUUUUGGGUAUAUUGAGAUUCUGCUGAUUCUGAAUGAUGCUCUCCUUCCUCUGCUGAUGUCAUGUUUAUGUGCCAGUGGUAACGUUCUCUCUGUAGACACUCUCCUUUGACAUUGGAGAGGAAAAUACUUUUUAUCAAACAGUUUUAUCAUGUUUUCACUCUGUACGUGCGUGAAUAAUUCAGCAUAUCUUCUGAGUGUCAUUGACAUCUUACCAAGUUCACACAGGCAGAACUUUAUUUUCAGUAUAUUUCAAUAGUUUUUGCAAAAACAAAAAUUGCCAUUGUAAAUGUAAAGGCAAAAAACAACAACAGUCCAGCCAGUCAGGAUCCCAAAUAGAAUGUCAAUAAUUCAGAUUUUUUUUAAAGCAAUAUUUUAACUGUUUUCCAGUCUAGACCAGUUAAGACCAGUUGUGGUUUCAUUCCAGUGUGGUAUGACGCAUGUCAUCGACUAGAGAUGCAUUCAACUCCUCUAACGUUAAUGAAGCUCCCAACUCUUGAGCGCCCACCAACAAUCCAAUUCAUCAAGAAUGUUCGACAACAGGAGCGAACUGUUCUAUUCUAUUGAAAACACUUGAUUGUGUACUCUUUCUUCCAACAAUGACCUUGUAAGGACGAAGGUUUUCUGCAAAUGUUUGCAGAGUUGAACGCCAGUCUGGUUUGGUCCAGUCCAAUCUGUUUCUGGGCACAAUGAUCCAGUAGAAUCCUGACCCACACUGAUGAUAUCAUGCAUCAUGAUGGAUAUUCAUCGGGGGCCUGGGUUGGUUGGUCAGAACAGGACAUUUCUUCUCAGGAGACUGGAAAGGGCCAUUGUAAUUUAGGAUUUAUUUAGGGCAGAUUUUUUAGGCCAUACUGCCCCGGAUUAGAUUAUCCCGUGUGUGUGUGUGUGGUAUGUGUUUUGCUGUUAUUCUAGAGUGAUUUGAGGUAUGAUUCCUAUGAGAAACAGGUUUACAGUCAUGUUUCAUUUUUGACAUCAUUGUUUCAGAAAAGUUAGGAUUUUUCUUGAGUUUGGAUUUGAGCAAUUCAAUUGCUCAGUAAGCAAAAGUAUGAUACAUGGAAGUGUUGUAUUUUUAUCAUUAUAUAUUUUCAAUUGUUGUUGUAUGUUAAGUGCCUUAUCUGUAAUGUAUGGGAUAGCCUACCCUCUCACCUUUCUACCUUCUUCAGCUCCUCUCAUCCUCAUUCAUCCUUUCUCCCUCUUUCUUUUCCUUCUUAUUGUUCCAUAUGUCCCCCACUCCUUCUACUCAUCCAUCUCCUCCCUCAUUCUGAGAUCCUCCCCUCACAGCCUUUCACAUCCCCAUUCCAACCCUCGUUCAUUUGUACUAACCUUGACCAAUCUUCCUCUCUUCCCCCGCCGCUUUGGAAAAACAACAGUCACGUAAUUACAGUGUUAUUUUUGUGUCUUUAUUAUGACGCUUAAGUAUUAUCAUUAAUAAUAAAAACAACGAUCAUGAAUCACUAUGCCAAA